Messenger RNA from Gongylonema pulchrum, 243 nucleotides. NCBI's taxonomy places the organism in Eukaryota, Metazoa, Nematoda, Chromadorea, Rhabditida, Gongylonematidae. The record is from the annotation of a GenBank genome assembly.
AUGGGCACAGGUGACAAGGUGACGCUGCUGGUUGAAAACACACGAUUCAUCGUAAAUACGUCUGUUCUGGUAGCGAAGCCAGACACAAUGCUUGGACGAAUGUUCCGUGUUCGUGCUCAUUGCAAGGAAGGUGCUGAACUUGUGCGGCCAAAUGAGCGCAAUGAAUACGAAGUAGCCGAAGGACUUUCAGCAUCCUGUUUUCGUGCAAUCCUUGCAUUACGGCAGACCGAAGACGCAUCCUAA